AUGCAGAGCUCCCUCCUGCCCAUUCCUGCCAUCCGGCACCAGAGCUCCCGGAGCCCGGCGCUGCCCCACGGACUUGUUGCCAAAACAUCUCUGACCUCCCCUCCAUGGCCUGAAGUGAAACUCCCAGAUCCAGCAGAAGAGGCCAAGUAUCAUGCAGAUGUGGUGCAGAGGGUGAACGGGCUGAUCGCGGCCGGGCGCUACGGGAGACUCUUUGCUGUGGUCCACUUUGCCAGCAAGCAGUGGAAAAUCACCAGUGAAGACCUGAUUAUGAUGGACAACGUGCUGGAGGCCGAGUGUGGAGACCGGAUCCGGCUGGAGAAGGUUCUGCUGGUUGGGGCUGAAGACUUCACCCUCAUUGGAAGGCCACUCCUGGGGAAAGAUCUGGUCCGUGUGGAGGCCACUGUGAUUGAGAAGACAGAGUCGUGGCCGAAAAUCAACGUGCGCUUUUGGAAGAGGCACAAUUAUGAAAGGAGGAAGAUCAUCAUCCACCCACAGACCGUCCUGCGGAUAAACACCAUAGACAUCUCCCCCUGUCUGUCCUGAUGGGCUGAGCAGGUGUUGAGCAUUGUGCCUCAGGCAAUUGUGGAAAUAAACCUGCCUUGUUGCUGGAAGGUUCUGGACUUUGUGCGGUUGGUGGGAAUGGAAACCUAG
Messenger RNA from Chaetura pelagica (chimney swift), 651 nucleotides. It is a transcript of the gene MRPL21, whose product is annotated as mitochondrial ribosomal protein L21. Gene Ontology annotation, cellular component: mitochondrial large ribosomal subunit; ribosome. The record is from RefSeq and is a predicted model, not a curated record. Gene Ontology annotation, molecular function: structural constituent of ribosome. NCBI's taxonomy places the organism in Eukaryota, Metazoa, Chordata, Aves, Apodiformes, Apodidae.